Messenger RNA from Mesitornis unicolor (brown roatelo), 2383 nucleotides. RefSeq names its product nuclear cap binding protein subunit 1, 80kDa (gene NCBP1). Gene Ontology annotation, biological process: regulation of mRNA processing; mRNA export from nucleus; nuclear-transcribed mRNA catabolic process, nonsense-mediated decay. The record is from RefSeq and is a predicted model, not a curated record. Lineage: Eukaryota; Metazoa; Chordata; Aves; Mesitornithiformes; Mesitornithidae. Gene Ontology annotation, molecular function: RNA cap binding; mRNA binding; protein binding. The annotation marks the transcript as partial. The transcript has 21 exons. Gene Ontology annotation, cellular component: nuclear cap binding complex; nucleus.
AGUAAUUCAUCUUUGGAGAGCAACUUGGAAGGCCUAGCUGGUGUUUUGGAAGCUGAUCUGCCAAAUUACAAAAGCAAGAUACUAAGAAUACUAUGUACUGUUGCACGUCUGUUACCAGAAAAGCUUACUGUUUACACGACACUAGUUGGGUUGCUGAAUGCCAGGAACUACAACUUUGGUGGGGAGUUUGUAGAAGCCAUGAUUCGUCAGCUUAAAGAAUGUCUGAAAGUCAAUAUGUAUAAUGAAGCUGUGCAUUUAGUUCGUUUCCUGUCUGAUCUUGUGAAUUGUCAUGUAAUAGCUGCACCUUCAAUGGUAGCUAUGUUUGAGAACUUUGUGAGUGUGACACAGGAGGAAGACGUACCCCAGGUACGAUGUGACUGGUAUAUGUUUGCAUUUCUGUCAUCUUUGCCUUGGGUUGGAAAGGAGCUGUAUGAGAAGAAGGAUGCUGAAAUGGAUCGUCUCUUUUCUCAGACAGAAAGCUAUUUGAAACGCCGCCAAAAGAUUCAUGUACCCAUGCUGCAAGUUUGGACUGCUGAUAAACCACAUCCACAGGAGGAGUAUUUAGACUGCCUUUGGUCUCAGAUUCAGAAGUUGAAAAAAGACCGUUGGCAAGAACGACACAUUCUGAGGCCCUACUUGGCUUUUGAUAGCAUUCUUUGUGAGGCACUGCAACACAAUCUGCCUCCGUUCACUCCUCCGCCUCACACCGAAGACUCGGUGUACCCGAUGCCAAGGGUUAUUUUUAGGAUGUUUGACUACACAGAUGACCCUGAGGGCCCUGUCAUGCCUGGCAGCCACUCUGUUGAACGAUUUGUAAUAGAAGAGAACCUCCACUGCAUCAUCAAAUCCCACUGGAAAGAGAGAAAGACCUGUGCUGCACAGCUGUUGAGCUAUCCAGGAAAUAACAAGAUCCCCUUGAACUACCACAUAGUAGAGGUGAUAUUUGCAGAAUUGUUUCAACUUCCAUCUCCGCCACACAUUGAAGUCAUGUACACAACGCUCCUGAUUGAACUGUGCAAACUUCAGCCUGGCUCUUUACCGCAAGUUCUUGCACAAGCCACAGAAAUGCUCUACAUGCGUUUGGAUACAAUGAAUACAACAUGUGUGGACAGAUUUAUUAACUGGUUUUCUCACCACUUGAGCAACUUUCAGUUCCGUUGGAGCUGGGAAGACUGGUCAGAUUGUCUUACUCAGGACCUUGAAAAGCCCAAACCCAAAUUUGUGAGAGAGGUUUUGGAAAAGUGCAUGCGACUCUCCUACCAUCAGCGAAUAAUAGACAUUGUUCCUGCAAGUUUUUCUGUCCUCAGUCCUGCUAAUCCAGUGUGCAUUUACAAGUAUGGAGAUGAAAGUAAUAGGUCUCUUCCUGGAUAUACUGUGGCACUCUGUUUAACAAUUGCAAUUAAAAAUAAGGCCAGUAACGAUGAAAUCUUCGGCAUUUUAAAAGAUGUGCCUAAUCCAAACCAGGAUGAUGAUGAUGAUGAAGGAUUUACGUUCAACCCUCUGAAAAUAGAAGUCUUUGUUCAGACUCUGCUCCAUCUAGCUGCAAAGUCUUUCAGCCACUCCUUCAGUGCCCUGGCAAAGUUUCAUGAAGUCUUCAAAACACUUGCUGAAAGUGAUGAGGGGAAACUCCAUGUUCUGAGGGUUGUGUAUGAGGUUUGGAAGAAUCAUCCACAGAUGAUUGCUGUGCUUGUGGACAAGAUGAUUCGGACACAAAUUGUUGACUGUGCUGCAGUAGCAAACUGGAUCUUCUCUUCAGAGCUUGCACAUGACUUCACUAGGUUUUAUAUCUGGGAGAUCUUACAUUCCACAAUUCGUAAGAUGAAUAAGCACGUUCUGAAGAUUCACAAAGAACUGGAGGAGACUAAGGCAAGAUUAGCCAGACAGCACAAAAGACGAGACAGUGAUGAUGAUGAUGAUGAUGACGACCGAAGCAGUGAUCGGGAAGAUGGACCUCUAGAAGAGCAGAUAGAGCGCUUGCAGGAAAAAGUGGAGUCAGCCCAAAGCGAGCAAAAGAAUCUCUUCCUUGUUAUAUUCCAGCGUUUCAUUAUGUUGCUAACUGAGCACUUAGUGCGUUGUGAAACUGGUGGCAUUGAUGUGUUUACACCUUGGUACAAGAGCUGUAUAGAGAGGCUGCAGCAGAUCUUCCUGCAGCAUCACCAGAUAAUCCAGCAGUACAUGGUGACUCUAGAGAACCUCCUGUUUACAGCUGAACUGGACCACCACAUCCUGGCUGUGUUUCAGCAGUUCUGUGCUCUACAAGCCUGAGGAUUAUUCACAGGCAGUCUUGUCUGCAGGACUGAAAUGAUUUUAAUUUUUUUUUAACAGGAAAAUUUGACAUGGGGAUAUAAGAGAUUUUUGACUAAAACUGGCUUUCAUAUGCUCC